Oenanthe melanoleuca is the source of this 950-nucleotide messenger RNA. RefSeq names its product ankyrin repeat domain 7 (gene ANKRD7). Lineage: Eukaryota; Metazoa; Chordata; Aves; Passeriformes; Muscicapidae. Gene Ontology annotation, molecular function: protein binding. The coding region runs from base 215 to 919 and encodes 234 amino acids. The record is from RefSeq and is a predicted model, not a curated record. The transcript has 5 exons.
GCCCAACCCUCUACGGGAGCAGCAGCUCGUUCCGUGUUGGGAGCACUGCGCAUCCUUGCCGCCGUCUCGGAGGCUCCUGGCCGCAGCGUGGGGCGACUUCGUCUAUCGUGGGCCUAGUGCCUGUUCUCGUCCCCUUCAUCCCUCAUUCCCAUCACCUCCCGGAGGCAAGCAGCGCCCGGGUGCUUCCUGCUGCUGGAUCGCCCCCAGCAAGGCCAUGGCGUGGCACGCCCUGCAGAAGAGAGUCAGGGGGCUCUUCAGCAGUAGGCGACAGCAGUCGCCAUCCAGUAGCCCGUCUGGUCAGCCCUGUGCCAACACCACCGGUGCCUCCGAGCACAAGGAGAAGGUCCAGGGCAGGCUGCACCGCGCGGCUGCCUGUGGCAACCUGGCCUGGCUGAGACGGUGGCGCUGGUAUUACAAGAGAGUCGCCUUCGACCUACCAGACCAGCAGAGGUGGACGUCUAUGCAUCUUGCUUCUGUGAAUGGCCACACAGAUGUCAUUAGAUAUCUAGCAGGAAAGAACUGCAAACUGGAUGUGGCUGAUAACUUAAAAAGAACUCCACUGAUGAGGUUGCAGGAGGUGGAAGAAAAAUAUCUAAAUUCUCAGCGUUGUGUUCAGAAUUUGAUGGCUGCCUUGGAGGAGAAGGAAAGAGAAACAACAGCUUCUGCCAUGAAACUGCAGGACCAGGUGUUGGAAUAUUUGGAGACUGUGAAACAACUGGAAGAAUACAUGGAACGCCUUGAAUUUGAAAAUACCUGUUUGGUAGCAACUGUCCAGCAACAAAGGAAGACGACUGAAGCCCUGCAGAGAAACCUGCAAGCCACUACCUCACCACUACUGAGGUUGAAACUGGAUUUGCUUAACAUUCAAAGAAGUUUUCAUUUGCCCAAGGAUCCCGUUUGCAGAGCAAAAGUACCAUGAUGUUUUAACCAAAAAUUAAAAAUUUUGAAUG